Messenger RNA from Kuraishia capsulata CBS 1993, 1758 nucleotides. RefSeq lists its product as uncharacterized. Gene Ontology annotation, biological process: protein targeting to vacuole; retrograde transport, endosome to Golgi. Gene Ontology annotation, molecular function: phosphatidylinositol-3-phosphate binding. The transcript is spliced from 2 exons. The record is from RefSeq and is a predicted model, not a curated record. Lineage: Eukaryota; Fungi; Ascomycota; Pichiomycetes; Pichiales; Pichiaceae. Bases 1 to 1758 code for a protein of 585 amino acids. Gene Ontology annotation, cellular component: endosome.
AUGUCUGGCAGUAUUUUUGGUUCAGCAGAACCUCUUGACGAUCCAUGGGCGUUGCCAGCGGCAAGGAACUCGGAGUCAGCUUUGAUGGAUCGCCAGCCCAAUGCUUGGGGAGGCUACAACAGUGAGUUUUCUGAUCCGCUUACAACCAGUUUCGGAGGACUGGACGUGAAUGAAAGGUUUUCAGAAGAGGAAGAAGACGAUAUUAUAGGUGGAGUUAUACAGGAUCCUUUACUUCCUAUAAAUCAAGACGAAGGCACGAGCCCUCUUCCCAAACAUGUCAAGGCCAAGGCCUCCACCAUAGCAGAUGUGAGCGAGACUCAAACUAGCGAGGUUUGGACGGACGAACUCACUGACUCGUUUAACCCUUUGAGCUAUCACAACAACACGGAUAAGACUAUAAUCAGGGUGAAAGAGAUACCUGAGAAGGAGGGCCUGGUGUUCAAGCACAUCAACUAUCUGAUCACCCAUAAUAUUGUUUUCCCUAGAGAAUAUCAAGUCCAACAAGAAAGAGGAGAACUGAAGAUAGUGAGGAGAUACAGCGAUUUUGCGUGGUUAAUCGAGGUUCUGUGGAAGAAGUAUCCGUUCAGGAUCAUUCCCGAUCUGCCUCCCAAGAAGUUUACCAUAGGUACCUCAUCGACUGAUUCAGUUUUCUUGCAAAGGAGAAGAAGAGGACUGCAACGAUUUCUCAAUCAGGUCAUGAAACAUCCUAUCUUGAGCAAGGAAAGCCUGGUGGUGAUGUUUCUGACUGUGCCUAACGAUUUUGCGAAUUGGAAAAAGUUCGCCAACAUUGACUACUCUGAUGAGUUCAAUGGGUUGAGGGUAAGUUUACCGCGAAGGUUCAAGCUCAAUCUGGAGAAGGUUUUCAAGACACAGGCGGACGAUGACGAAGAAGACGACGACGAGGAUAAGCCAAGCUCGAACAUUGUGAUAAACAACAUCACGCAAAUUUGGUCUGAGAGCCCGCAGAACUUCCGGGAUUUGGACUUCAUCGAGAGCCUUGGUGCUAUCGACAAUCAGCUGAACAAGUUUGGUGAAUUAUGGAGCAAGCUGUGCAUCCUCGUGGAGAGGAUAGAGAGAAGGGAGAUCGCACUAUCACAGGACCAACAGAGAUUUGGCCAUUUUCUCAAGGAAUUCUCGGAGAUCAAUUCCACAAUUUAUGGAAUGUCCAAUCUUCUUCCUGUGCAAAAAGGAGGAGCCAGUGUUAUUGGUACAUCCUCAACAGGCGAGGCUGAUGAGAGGCAGAACCUGGGAAUCAUCAACGCCCUGCUUAGGACGAUAGUCUCGUACCUGUUCAAUUCCAAGCAGUUGAAGGAUCAGGAGUUGGCAUCUAUGGACAGCGAAACUUUGGAGAAUUUCAAGAAGUUUCAGGAUUAUAUUGUUGCACUCAAGCUUAUGCUUGAAAGACUUAUUGGAUUCAAAGCUACAAGUGAAAGAGACCUGCACUUACUCCUCAACAAGAUAACCAGGGCAAAUGAACGAUUAACACAGGUUAAGAUCAAAGCCGAUGUGAAGGGCUCGGAGAUAGACAGACUAAUCCAAAUACUGCAAGAGUCAUCAUCAGAUCUCUAUGCUUUGAUCACCAAGAUCAUUUUGGUCAAAAAUUGCGUUGUCAGCGAGUUCAAGAUUUUCCAGAAGACCAAGUACCUUCUGUCCGAGGUUUUCCAGGACUGGUUCGUGGAGAAAGUGAAGUACGGAGAUCUCGAGCAACAAAGCCUUGCAAGGUGUUUCAACGAGUUACAGGACAUGCCAUUGAAAUGA